UAUAUGAUGGAUUCUCACACAAACUUCUAUCAAAGGCAUUGGAUUUACUGUCCAGCUCGACGAGAUCAAACCCAUUUCGUCAUUGAGACGUGUGUCACGUGAAAAUGCUAGCUUGCAUCCUUCCUCGGUUUAGCUUCCGUAUCAUCGAACUGCAUCUCUCCAAUGGUUGGGGGAAACCUAUCCUAUCCUCAUAUAUUUCCAAGGUGCAAACUCAGCUCUCUCGUCUGAAGUUUACUUCUGCUGAGACAAUAAUGGCUCUUCAAUUCUCGUUAGCUCAGGCUUCUCUCGCAGUAGCCGUACUAGGUUCAACUUACGGAACCUACCUGGCUCUAUCUCCGCCCAAUCCCAGCGAACAUGCAACACCAUCAACAGGCGACUCAGUUCGAUGGUUAUUCUUGACCAGCAAACACACCACAAAAGCCGUCCUGGCCCCUCUUGGGCUUCUAUCGUUGCACACUGCUAGCCUGGCUUUGCGCUACCCCAAUUCCCCGCCAUCUCUUGUUCAUCAUGGAAUUGAAAACGGGCUCAAUCCGGACCUGAUUACAUGGUCUGCUGCAACUACUAUUCCUUUAGCUCUGAUUCUCUGCGCUGGUGUUCCUUUACGUUUGGUGCCGUAUGCAUCACUGGGCAAAAACUUCACAUUUGCUCUGAAAGAGCCAGAUCGAUUGAAAACUACCGGUAUUUAUCAAUAUCUCCAACACCCAAGUUAUACUGGCCUUGCUAUUCUCAUGAUAUUCAACGUGGCGUUGCUUGGUAGACUGGAUGGUGCUCUAAGCUGCUGGAUUCCGCCGAAUGCAUAUGAAACCUUCUGUUCUUGGGCAGUAAAAUUGCUUCCUUUCACUAUAUCAGGUAUCAUGUUUGGAAUCUGGACCAGAGUCUCUGAAGAGGAGGAGAUGCUCAAGAAGGUUUUUGGGAAGGAAUGGGAGAGUUGGCAUGCAAGAACAGCUCGCUUCAUUCCUUUUAUUCUUUAGUUGAUUUAUGUCUUUCAUGAACUCGAGUGUCAAUAGAAACCGACUUGGUUUCAUACCAGCAUUGACCGCAAGACGAGCAAGUAAUCGUUUGGCGCUAUCAUAAGAGGAUCGAGAAGAUCCGUGUCGAAGCACCAUACUGAUGCAUAAAGUGAAGAGACAAUCUUACAAACGUAGUGCAUUUUACUGCAAAUCAUGGGACAUCGAAUCAAUCCAAAGCCCGGAAAAUAAACAAUCGAAUAAACCGCAAU
This is a messenger RNA of Fusarium redolens, 1219 nucleotides long. RefSeq lists its product as uncharacterized. The transcript has a single exon. Gene Ontology annotation, biological process: C-terminal protein methylation. The coding region runs from base 105 to 971 and encodes 288 amino acids. Gene Ontology annotation, molecular function: protein C-terminal S-isoprenylcysteine carboxyl O-methyltransferase activity. Gene Ontology annotation, cellular component: membrane. Lineage: Eukaryota; Fungi; Ascomycota; Sordariomycetes; Hypocreales; Nectriaceae. The record is from RefSeq and is a predicted model, not a curated record.